Messenger RNA from Elephantulus edwardii (Cape elephant shrew), 2865 nucleotides. It is a transcript of the gene ALS2CL, whose product is annotated as ALS2 C-terminal like. The record is from RefSeq and is a predicted model, not a curated record. The transcript is spliced from 25 exons. The coding region runs from base 1 to 2865 and encodes 954 amino acids. Lineage: Eukaryota; Metazoa; Chordata; Mammalia; Macroscelidea; Macroscelididae.
AUGUGCAGCCCCGAGGAGUCCUCCCUGCUGCGGCUGGAGGAGGUCUUCUCAGCCACGCUCGCCCGCAUCAACAGCCUUGUGCUCCAGCCGCUGGUUACAGGUGCUCCAGAGCCCUCGGACCCCCGGGGAAGGGAGUGCCUGCGGCUCCUGCAACAGCUGCACAAGAGCUCCCAGUGUCUCUGGGAGGUGACAGAAGAGAGCCUACAUUCACUGCGAGAGAGGCUGCUUCACCCAGACUCCAAGGGCCUGGAGUCCCUGCUGCUGCUACGUGAUGCUGACCGUGUCCUGCAGGUCUACCUGGAGUACAUCCAGUCCUACACGAACUGUGUGGUGGUCCAAGCCUUCCAGAAGGCAGGCAAGAGGAAGAGUGAGUACUGGCGGGGCCAGCGGAAGAUGCUGCGACAAAUCCUGUCGGACGUGAUCUCCGAGGGUACCGCGGGCCCCGUGCUGGCCCAGGCCCUCUGCCAGCCGCUCACCCACCACGUGCAGAAGUACGUGCAUCUGCUGCUGAGCCUCGGGGACACUGUCGGGGAGUGUCACCCUGCCCGGAAGCUGGUGGUGCACGCGGCCACCCUCUUCGGGAGCCUGCAGUCUUUCCUGAGGCAGGCGCUGGGCCAGGCGGAGGCCACGCAGGCGCUCUGGUCAACGCUGAGCAGCAGGCUGAGGCCUGUGCUGUGCACCCCUGCUCACCGACUCCUACAGGACAGCCGGGACAUUCCUGUGACGGUCUCCCCGCUGCGAGCGGAGCGUGUGCUGCUGUUUGAUGAUGCCCUCAUCCUCCUGCAGGGUCACCACGUCCACACCUUUGAUCUGAAGCUGGUGUGGUUAGAUCCUGGACAGGACAGGAACACGUUCCACGUCCUCACUCCUGAGGAGGAAUUCUCCUUUUGCACCAAGGACCCCGAGGACCGGGUGGUCUGGCAGUGGAACGUGACCCAGGCUGUGUGCCAAGCCCUCCGUGGGAAGAAGGACUUCCCGGUGCUGGGGGCAAGGGGCCUGGAUUCGCCUGAGCCCCCCACCUGCCGCUGUGCGACAUACACCUUCUGUCGGGAGGGCCGGCUCUGCCAGGCCACCUAUGAAGGCGAGUGGUGCCAGGGCAGACCCCAUGGCAAGGGCACACUGAAGUGGCCUGACGGGCAAAAUCAUGUGGGCUAUUUCCGCCAGGGCCUGGAGCACGGCUUUGGCAUCUGCCUGGUGCCCCAGGCCGCCGAGGACAAAUUUGACUGUUACAAGUGCCAUUGGCGGGAAGGCAGCAUGUGUGGCUAUGGCAUCUGUGAGUACAGCACUGAUGAAGUGUACAAGGGCUACUUCCAGGAGGGUCUGCGGCAUGGUUUUGGUGUCCUUGAGAGCCCCCUGCAGGCUCCGCAUAGCUACAAGUACACCGGCCACUGGGAGCGGGAUCAGAGGAGUGGCUACGGCAUUGGGGAAGACGGAGACAGGGGCGAGCGCUAUAUCGGCAUGUGGCAGGCUGACCUGCACCAUGGCCCGGGCGUCGUGGUCACCCAGGCAGGCAUCUGCUAUCAGGGCUCCUUCCAGGCCGACAAGAUAGUGGGCUCAGGUGUCCUCCUCUCUGAAGAUGACUCACUUUACGAGGGCACCUUCACCAGGGACCUGACCCUCAUGGGCAAGGGCAAGGUCACUUUCCCCAAUGGCUUCACCCUGGAGGGCUCCUUCGGCAGUGGAAUGGGGAGAGGACUGCAGACACAGGGCGUGCUGGACACGGCUGCCCUCCCGCCGGACCCCAGCAGCACUCGGAAGCGGCAGCUGGGCCAAGGCGCCUUCCCCGUAGAGAGCCGCUGGCAGGGUGUAUACAACCCUUUCCAGGACUUUGUGCGUGCUGGCUGCCCCCAGGACCUGCAGGAAUCCCUGCUGGGUUUCCAUGUGCAGAGCUCCAGAGAGCUGCGCAAAUCCCAGGAGUACCUGUGCUGUGAGAGGACCCACCCUGAGGACAGCAAGAACAGGAUCGAAGACAUACUGGAGGAGUUGCUACAGCACCGGCAGCCCGACAUGCUGCAGCCGUACCUCAAGAAGGCUCUGGGCAGCGCCCUGCACCCGCUGGGAAAGCUGCUCCGGACGCUGAUGCUGACCUUCCAGGCCACGUAUGCGGGAGUCGGGGCCAACAAGCAUUUGCAGGGCUUGGCCCAGGAAGAGGUGAAACAGCAUGCUCAGGAACUCUGGGCUGCCUACAGGGCUCUGCUGCAGGUGGCCUUACAGCGGAAGGGCCAGGCCCCAGAGGAGGAGGAAGAUGUGGAAACAAGGGACCUGCACGUGCACGGAGUGGUGCUGCCCUUGGUGCUGCCCAGCUUCUACCCCGAGCUCUUCACGCUCUACCUGCUGCUUCAUGAGCGGGAGGAUGGCCUCUACAGCCAGGGCAUCGUCAACCUGAGCCUCUUCUCUGACACCAAGCUGCUGGAGUUCCUGGACGUGCAGAAGCACCUCUGGCCCCUCAAGGACCUCACACUGACAACCAAUCAGAGAUACUCCCUGGUCCGAGACAAGUGCUUCCUGUCAGCCACAGAGUGCCUGCAGAAGAUCAUCACCACAGUGGACCCACGGGAGAAGCUGCAGGUGCUGGAGAGGACUUACGGGGAAAUUGAGGCGACUGUGUCUCGGGUGCUGGGCCGGGAACACAAACUGCCCAUGGACGACCUGCUGCCACUGCUCAUCUACGUGGUAUCCUUCCUCAGAAUCCAGCAUCUCGGAGCUGAGAUCCACCUGAUCCGGGACAUGAUGGAUCCUGUGCACGCGGGCGGCCUGUACGACUUCCUGCUCACAGCCCUGGAGUCCUGCUACGAGCACAUCCAGAAGGAGGACAUGAGGCUGCACCACCUGCCCAGCCGCUGGAACCCCAGGGAGUCCUGGUAG